Molecule: messenger RNA, 1252 nt
Organism: Perognathus longimembris pacificus (Pacific pocket mouse)
Lineage: Eukaryota; Metazoa; Chordata; Mammalia; Rodentia; Heteromyidae
Gene: Cacng4
Product: calcium voltage-gated channel auxiliary subunit gamma 4
Exons: 4
Coding region: 244-1227 (327 amino acids)
Biological process (GO): transmission of nerve impulse; calcium ion transmembrane transport; postsynaptic neurotransmitter receptor diffusion trapping
Cellular component (GO): AMPA glutamate receptor complex; postsynaptic density membrane; voltage-gated calcium channel complex
Molecular function (GO): channel regulator activity; voltage-gated calcium channel activity
Source: RefSeq, a predicted model, not a curated record
CGGGCGCCCCGCGCAGCCCGCACUCGCCGCCGCGCCUCGGAGUUUGAGCCCCGCGCGGCCGGAGCGCAGGCUCGCCCGGAGCGCGGGGUCGCAGGCGCGCGGCGCGGCGCGGCGCCGCCCCCCGGCCCUCGGCCUCCCCCAUCCCCGGCCCGGGCGCCCCCCGGAGCGCGGCGCGUGGAGGGGUGGACGGCGGGCGGGCGCGGCGGGCCGGGCCGGCGGGCGGCGGAGUAUGAGGCGCCCACCAUGGUGCGAUGCGACCGCGGGCUGCAGAUGCUGCUGACCACGGCCGGAGCCUUCGCCGCCUUCUCGCUCAUGGCCAUCGCCAUCGGCACCGACUACUGGCUCUACUCCAGCGCGCACAUCUGCAACGGCACCAACCUGACCAUGGACGACGGGCCCCCGCCCCGCCGCGCCCGUGGCGACCUCACCCACUCGGGGCUGUGGCGGGUGUGCUGCAUCGAAGGGAUCUAUAAAGGGCACUGCUUCCGGAUCAAUCACUUCCCAGAGGACAAUGAUUACGACCACGACAGCUCGGAGUAUCUCCUUCGCAUCGUGCGCGCCUCCAGCAUCUUCCCCAUCCUCAGCACCAUCCUGCUGCUGCUCGGCGGGCUCUGCAUCGGCGCCGGGAGGAUUUACAGCCGCAAGAACAACAUCGUCCUCAGCGCGGGCAUCCUCUUCGUGGCCGCAGGCCUCAGCAACAUCAUCGGCAUCAUCGUCUACAUCUCCAGCAACACGGGCGACCCGAGCGACAAGCGCGACGAAGACAAAAAGAACCAUUACAACUACGGCUGGUCUUUUUACUUCGGGGCCCUGUCGUUCAUCGUGGCCGAGACCGUGGGGGUCUUGGCCGUAAACAUUUACAUUGAGAAAAACAAAGAGUUGAGGUUUAAGAGCAAACGGGAGUUCCUGAAGGCCUCCUCCUCCUCUCCCUACGCCAGGAUGCCAAGCUACAGGUACCGCCGACGGCGCUCCAGAUCCAGCUCCAGGUCCACGGAGGCCUCGCCCUCCAGGGACGCAUCUCCCGUGGGCCUGAAGAUCACCGGGGCCAUCCCCAUGGGCGAGCUGUCCAUGUACACCCUGUCCCGGGAACCCCUCAAGGUGACCACGGCUGCCAGCUACAGCCCUGACCAGGACGCGGGCUUCCUGCAGGUGCACGAUUUCUUCCAGCAAGAUCUGAAGGAGGGAUUUCCCGUCAGCAUGCUGAACCGGCGGACCACCCCCGUGUGAUCUGUGCCCCUCCCCCACCUCCACA